GCGUGGAGCCGUGGACUAGUAUAGUACAGUUAGUACUAGCAGCUGUGCGCCUGUGAGAGUGAGUGUGGGUAGCAGUUACUCUUCAGCUGCCGGGCAUACGAAAUAUAUAAGAAAUGGAGGGGUUUCAGAAAAAUAGUGCUACUUUUGCCACUAGAGCAAUCCAUGUAGGCUGUGAACCGGAGAAAUGGAACUCCAUGGCUGUAGUACCUCCUAUUUCUCUGGCAACAACAUUCAAACAAGAUGCACCAGCUCAGUUCAAGCAAUAUGAGUACAGCAGGUCUGGCAACCCAACUCGCGACUGCCUGGAGAAAUGUCUUGCUUCAUUGGAAGAGGCUCAGUUUGGUCUGGUGUUUGCGUCAGGACUGGCAGCAACUACGACUGUCAUGCACCUACUCUCGGCUGGAGAUCAUUUCAUAACCAUGGAUGAUCUUUAUGGUGGCACCAACAGAUAUUUCCGCAAAAUUGUGGCCCGGCAAGGCAUCUCGGUGGACUUUGUUGACACCACCAAGCUGGAGCUUAUCCCUCCUCUGCUAAAAAACAACACGAAGCUCAUAUGGCUCGAGACUCCGACCAACCCUACCCUCAAAGUGACUGACAUUGCAGCUGUUGUCAAGAUUGCCAAAGACUUUAAUAAAGAUAUCAUUGUUGUUGUUGACAACACGUUCCUGUCGCCGUACUUCCAGCGCCCUCUGACGCUGGGCGCUGACCUGGUCCUGCAUUCAUGUACCAAGUACCUGAACGGCCACACUGACGUCGUCAUGGGCGCCGUGUGCACCUCCAACAACGAGCUACACGACAGGCUGCGAUUCCUUCAAAAUGCUAUUGGAGGCGUGCCGUCUCCAUUUGACUGCUACCUUGUGAACCGGUCCCUGAAGACGCUUGCGGUGAGGAUGACUCAGCACGGCAAGAGUAGUCUUGCUGUGGCCAAGUUCCUCGAGCAGCACCCAGCCGUGGAGAAAGUCCUGCACCCUGGACUGCCAUCCCAUCCGCAGCAUGAGCUGGCAAAGCGGCAGUGCUACGGCCACUCUGGUAUGAUCACUGUCUACAUCAAAGGCGAUGACAUCAACAUCACCAAGAAGUUCUUUGAGAGCCUCAAACUCUUCACCCUGGCCGAGAGCUUGGGAGGCUACGAGAGUCUUUGCGAACUCCCGUCGUUGAUGACUCAUGCGUCCGUGUCAGCCGAGGAGCGCGCCAAGCUCGGGAUCACAGACAGUUUGGUGCGCCUCUCAGUGGGCCUCGAGGACACCCAGGAGCUCAUCUCAGACCUCGACCAGGCGCUCAAGGCUGCCGUGGCGUGAAUGUCGUGCCGUACUGAUGAGAGCGGCACGCAACCUGGCCAGUCUUAGCCUUCCUCGGAUAAGCCCGAUUGCUUCUUCCAUCUGCCGCCGUAGCCAACUUCACCAAUUAUCAUAAGCAUUUUAGAAUUGGCUUACGCAUUGCUUUUCUGACGUAAAUAUAUCCAUGCUGUCAGUUACAUGCCCAUUAUUAUCGCCUGUUCUUUAUUUGUGACCAACGCAGUUUAUCUUGUUUUUAACAUAUUUAAGGAUGUUAAUAAAAUGAUAGAAGUGGAGACCAUCUUCGGGUGCCCACACCGAAUUUUCGGAUGUGUCCCCAGCAAAUAUAUCUUCAGUUGUUGUUCAAGAUUGAAUUCUGAAUUUAUACCGAGUCUUCAUUAAUAGCAAAUUAGUGAUGCGUGAUUGGUUGAAUUUUGAAAGGCUCAAUGUAGCUAUGCCUGUUAUAAACUUUUCAUCUCUUGGACGCCGUUUUUAGAAACGCCGCAGUAGUCAUUUUCUCUUGGACGCCGCAGUAGUUAUUUUCUCAUUUGAUUUGUUGCAUCAUUUAGACCUUUGUAAUUAGAGCAGUAGCCAUUUUCUCACUUUUUUACAUCAUUUAGAGUUGGUAUUUCGUAACUCGUAGAUCUUCAGUAUUAUUUCAACAAAUUUUAAUUUUUUUAAGGCAUUAUAGCAAAUGCCCUUCAGUUGCGCCGUUCGAUCCUAUGCUUUGUUAGUAGCUUUACCAUAUAUGUGACUUCCAAUUAGCGAGCUUGUGCUCAAAACUUCAUGCGCUGAAGCUUUGUUGAUUUUUAAUGAAUUGAAAGCGAUAAUAAAUAAAACUUCUUCCAAUAAUGCAUUAUCUUGUUGGGCAUGGAAAAUUUGACUUCAUGUUUGAAACUCGAACUUAGAAAGUUGUGUUUACAAAAUGCUGUUUUCAUUGAUUUAAUGAUUGCUUAUCGCCACUUGCCAGAAUGAAGUCUUGUAUCAUGUUUUACGGCUUGCUUUCUUGCAGUGAAAGUUUGUGAUCUGUUGAAGUUAAAUCAUACGGCAUUUAUUGAGGCGGCCAGACCGUCACAACUUGUCAGUGUGAGAGUGGUUUUGAUUAUUUAUUCUCAUAGAUUGAAUUAAUUUUCAUGCCUAGUCUUUGUUAAGAUAUGUAUCAAUUUGUAAGGAGGUUUCCGAUUUUUCUAAGUAUCUAUUUGCCAUGCCCAGUCUUUUUCAAGAAAUAUAAUCGCUUUGGAAGGCGGUUUCCGAUUUUUCUAAGUAAUUGAUGUUUUCUGAAUGAUUGUUUUAGUUGAUGACGUUUUUAUGAGCUCUGCUCUAAUGCUUACCGUGAUUUAUCUUGCUUUUAUGUAAGAUGUUUGCUAAUUAUUUUGGUAGUUUGAUGCAAUUUUGACACCAAUCUCUAGUAUCUGCCAGUUUUAGUAUUUCUGCAAUGGUUCUUAGAGAAAAUGUUGCAUUAUUGGUCGAUAUUUUCCUGAAUGUUGGUUGAACUUGAAGUUUUUGAUUUGAUUUUGUAGGAGAUUUUGAAGUAUUGAUUGCUUUCCUCUUUUGAUAAGCCAUUAGUUACGACAAUUGAUCGCCUCUAACUUAUAUUUUGGCCAGCAUAACUUCGAACCCCUAUAAAGUUAGCACUGUGGAUCGCCAAUUACGAUGUUGUUCUUCCAAACGGGCCUUCGCUGCAACAUCGGCCGCACUGCUGAAUUAUUGACUUGUUUUUAAAUUUGUUACACUGGGCUCCUCAGCCUUCAUAUGAUCUUGCUCCUUACCGAGCAAGCUUCAGCGGCCAUCCUUCAAAGGCUCACUUGCUAUCCUGUAGGUGGCUACUUGAUGCCGCGCAAGCUUCAGCGGUCAUCCUUCAAAGGCUCACUUGCUAUCCUGUAAGCGGCUACUUGAUGCCACGCAAGCUUCAGUGGCUAUUCUUCAAAAGCUCACUUGCCAUCCUGUAGGCGGCUACUUGAUGCCGAGUAAGCUUCAGCGGCCAUCCUUCAAAGGCUCCUUUACCAUCCUGUAGGCGGUCUACGCAAGCCAUCACUGAUGCUCAUAUUGAGCCCGUUAUCCGGUGUACUUUUUUCUCCGUUGUUGAAUAAUAAUAAAUCUAUUGUGGCUUGUUAA
Hyalella azteca is the source of this 3389-nucleotide messenger RNA. RefSeq names its product cystathionine gamma-lyase. Gene Ontology annotation, biological process: transsulfuration. Gene Ontology annotation, cellular component: cytoplasm. The coding region runs from base 114 to 1298 and encodes 394 amino acids. NCBI's taxonomy places the organism in Eukaryota, Metazoa, Arthropoda, Malacostraca, Amphipoda, Hyalellidae. The record is from RefSeq and is a predicted model, not a curated record. The transcript is spliced from 10 exons. Gene Ontology annotation, molecular function: cystathionine gamma-lyase activity; pyridoxal phosphate binding.